CAGCACCCGACAGAAAGCGCCCCUGAGGGGCUUGGGUCGCUCUUAGGGUGGCCAGAGCCACCAUCCUCUGUCCCCCCCGACGGCUGGGGGGAGGGGGGAGGAGGCCCCGCGCCCCCCUCCCCGGUGCCAACUCCCCCUGGCGGCCGCUCCCAUGGGUGUCGCUGGGCCGCGCCAUGCCUAAGGGGGCGCCGCGAUGGGCCAAGGGGACGAGAGCGAGCGCAUCGUGAUCAACGUGGGCGGCACGCGCCACCAGACGUACCGCUCGACGCUGCGCACGCUGCCCGGCACGCGGCUCGCCUGGCUGGCGGAGCCCGACGCCCACAGCCAUUUCGACUAUGACCCGCGCGCAGACGAGUUCUUUUUCGAUCGCCACCCAGGCGUCUUCGCGCACAUCCUGAACUACUACCGCACUGGCAAGCUGCACUGCCCAGCCGACGUGUGCGGGCCACUCUAUGAGGAGGAGCUGGCCUUCUGGGGCAUCGACGAGACCGACGUGGAACCCUGCUGCUGGAUGACUUAUCGCCAGCAUCGCGACGCAGAAGAGGCGCUUGAUAGCUUUGGCGGCGCACCCCUUGACAACAGCGCCGACGACGCGGACGCCGACGGCCCCGGAGACUCAGGCGACGGUGAGGACGAGCUGGAAAUGACCAAGCGCCUAGCGCUCAGCGACUCCCCAGAUGGCCGGCCCGGCGGCUUCUGGCGCCGCUGGCAGCCGCGCAUCUGGGCGCUCUUCGAGGACCCCUACUCAUCCCGCUACGCGCGGUAUGUGGCCUUUGCCUCCCUCUUCUUCAUCCUGGUCUCCAUCACCACCUUCUGCCUGGAGACCCACGAGCGCUUCAAUCCCAUCGUGAACAAGACAGAGAUCGAGACUGUUCGGAAUGGCACGCAAGUGCGCUACUACCGGGAGGCGGAGACGGAGGCCUUCCUCACCUACAUUGAGGGCGUCUGUGUUGUCUGGUUUACCUUCGAGUUCCUCAUGCGUGUGGUCUUCUGCCCUAACAAGGUGGAGUUCAUCAAGAACUCGCUCAACAUCAUUGACUUUGUGGCCAUCCUCCCCUUCUACCUGGAGGUGGGCCUGAGUGGCCUGUCCUCUAAGGCUGCCAAGGAUGUCCUGGGCUUCCUGCGUGUCGUCCGCUUUGUGCGUAUCCUGCGCAUCUUCAAGCUGACCCGCCACUUUGUGGGCCUGCGGGUUCUGGGCCACACUCUCCGCGCCAGCACCAAUGAGUUCUUGCUGCUUAUCAUCUUCCUGGCCCUGGGCGUCCUGAUCUUCGCCACCAUGAUCUACUAUGCCGAGAGGAUAGGGGCACAGCCCAAUGACCCCAGCGCCAGUGAGCACACCCACUUUAAGAACAUCCCCAUUGGCUUCUGGUGGGCCGUGGUCACCAUGACGACGCUGGGCUAUGGAGACAUGUACCCACAGACGUGGUCCGGCAUGUUGGUGGGAGCGUUGUGUGCGCUGGCGGGUGUGCUGACCAUCGCCAUGCCCGUGCCCGUCAUCGUGAACAAUUUUGGGAUGUAUUACUCCUUAGCCAUGGCUAAGCAGAAACUACCAAAGAAAAAAAAGAAGCAUAUUCCACGGCCACCGCAGCUGGGAUCUCCCAAUUAUUGUAAAUCUGUCGUAAACUCUCCACACCACAGUACUCAGAGUGACACAUGCCCGCUGGCCCAGGAAGAAAUUUUAGAAAUUAACAGAGCAGAUUCCAAACUGAAUGGGGAGGUGGCGAAGGCCGCGCUGGCGAACGAAGACUGCCCCCACAUAGACCAGGCCCUCACUCCUGAUGAGGGCCUGCCCUUUACUCGCUCGGGCACCCGCGAGAGAUACGGACCCUGCUUCCUCUUAUCAACCGGGGAGUACGCGUGCCCACCUGGUGGAGGAAUGAGAAAGGAUCUUUGCAAAGAAAGCCCUGUCAUUGCUAAGUAUAUGCCGACAGAGGCUGUGAGAGUGACUUGACCAGGCGGCUUGGCCGAGGACACUGGUGGCUAUUAAGCAUCUGGGUGGACCAGCAGCCCCUCCUCACCCUCGGACAGAGUAAAUUCACGCCAUGCAGGUUUGCCGGACGAGUCCGAGUGGCCCAGGUCUUGUACUAGGACGGACGUAGCUUUUUCUACGGCCAAAUGGUAACUGACCGUAGAGGAUUUCUUUUCCUUCUUUUCCUUUUUUUUUUUUUUUUAAUUUUAUUUUAUUUGGGGAGGGCGGUGGAGGGGUUCCUUAGCAUGACUUGCAUGAAGUUAAACAGAAAACCCAGCAAACCAAACCCACCAACCCCCCUGCAACUGUAAUGAUCACCCUAAACAACAACGACAAGAAAAAGGAAAAAGUCCUCUAUUUUCUUUCAAAGCUCUUUACUUUUAUUACACACGUUGUUGGAGCCAG
Panthera uncia (snow leopard) is the source of this 2374-nucleotide messenger RNA. It is a transcript of the gene KCNC1, whose product is annotated as potassium voltage-gated channel subfamily C member 1. Gene Ontology annotation, cellular component: neuronal cell body membrane; voltage-gated potassium channel complex; axon. Gene Ontology annotation, biological process: potassium ion transmembrane transport; protein homooligomerization. Bases 194 to 1951 code for a protein of 585 amino acids. Gene Ontology annotation, molecular function: delayed rectifier potassium channel activity; protein binding. The transcript is spliced from 4 exons. Lineage: Eukaryota; Metazoa; Chordata; Mammalia; Carnivora; Felidae. The record is from RefSeq and is a predicted model, not a curated record.